Oncorhynchus keta (chum salmon) is the source of this 1363-nucleotide messenger RNA. Its product is annotated as E3 ubiquitin-protein ligase KCMF1-like. Gene Ontology annotation, biological process: synaptic signaling. The transcript is spliced from 8 exons. Bases 138 to 1340 code for a protein of 400 amino acids. The record is from RefSeq and is a predicted model, not a curated record. Gene Ontology annotation, molecular function: zinc ion binding. Gene Ontology annotation, cellular component: plasma membrane. NCBI's taxonomy places the organism in Eukaryota, Metazoa, Chordata, Actinopteri, Salmoniformes, Salmonidae.
CACAACACACACAUGUGGCUGCGGAGACCGGAUCCUUCACAUGAGGUAUUAAGAAGAGGUCAGGGACAGCUAGGUUUGCUGGUUCAAGCUUCAAGCGAGUCCGUCCGUGUAUGGGCCUGUGUUAGUGUCCCAAUAGGAUGUCCCGUCAUGAAGGUGUGAGCUGCGACGCGUGUUUGAAAGGUAACUUUCGGGGGCAGCGGUACAAGUGUUUAAUUUGCUACGACUACGACCUGUGUGCCUCGUGCUACGAGGGCGGAGCCACGACCACCAGACACACGGCAGAGCACGCCAUGCAGUGUAUACUAACCAGGGUCGACUACGACCUGUAUUAUGGGGGAGAGUCCUUCUCGGUGGAGCAGCCCCAGGCUUUCACCUGUCCCUACUGUGGCAGGAUGGGCUACACAGAGACUUCUCUACAGGAGCACGUGACUGCAGACCACACAGAGAUCUCCUCAGAGGUGAUCUGUCCCAUAUGUGCUGUGCUGCCCGGCGGAGACCCUAAUCACGUGACGGACGACUUCGCUGCUCAUCUCACACUUGAACACAGAGCCCCCAGAGACUUGGAUGAGUCUAGCGGUGUGCGGCACGUGCGUCGGAUGAUCCACCCAGGUCGUGGUCUAGGGGGGCAGAGGGCCCGUCGAUCCAACAUGCACUUCACCUCGUCAACCUCCGGGGGGAGCUCUACCACACAGACCUCUACACAGAGCUCCAACUUCAACAGGGAGGCCAUGGAUCCUAUAGGAGAGCUGCUGUCCCAGUUGUCGGGGGUGCGUAGAUCGGCGGGCAGCCAGCUGAGUUCAGGUCAUUCAGCCUCCCAGCUACAGCAGCUCCAGAUGCAGCUCCAGGUGGAUUGGCAGCAGACCCAGGCUACCAGGCAGCAGUUGGAGACGGCCCGGGGCACCUCGCAACGCGGCAGCCGCACCUCCAACCACGCAGGGAAUCACAAUACCAACCCUGGCUCCAACUUCUUCAACAACCUUAGUCCCAACCCGGAGCAGCAGGAGCCCAACACACAGAGCAGCACAUCCCAGUUCCUUCUCAACAGACUGACUGAGCCGAGGUUGUCAGAGACGGAACACCAGCUAUGUGAGGGCCAGUGGGCGGACCGCUCUCUCUUCGUCACGGAGCUCCUCCUCUCCACCCUGCUGGCCAAUCCCGACCACAGCGAAGACGACGACGACGAUCUCCGUGACUACCACGAUGCCGUGACGCGAGGCUCGGAUGCCUUCGCCGCCUUCGAAGAUAUGGGCUGCGUUGGGGUCAUGACCCUAGACUUGGCUCUGCAGAACCUCAACCUCCGAGAACUGAAGAACGAGCAGCAUCCCCCGGCGUUGCCGUAGCGACCACUACAAAGUUUUUUUUU